ACAUUUUGCAGACGUGAAUCAGUCCAUCGUCUUUCGUUCUUUGUUUCUGUAACAUGGAUUAUCCCAUACCGUUCGUCUAAUUAACGCAAACCAAUAUACCUACAAUGUCUUAAUAGCAUUGUAGUUUCAUACAAUUUACAUUAGCUUAGCUAUCGCAGAUGUUUUCCUCCACCAUCUGUUUGGCCUUCGGACUAUUUCUUCUACAGAUAGAGCAGGCUAAGGGUGCGAGUACCACAUUAGGCACUCACUACCUUAUUGCCUUACCACCUAAUAAUCUAGGCGACCCAAGACGGUACGAAGUUUCUUUUUUUCUCUUCACUCUUUCUCUUCAGGAUGUAGAGGUAGAACUGACAACUCCGUGGUACGAACCUAAACCUUUGGAUAUCAAAAAGACCGUAAAGCGACUUGAAGUUGUCGAUAUACCCUUGAACAGAAAAUAUUUGUCGAGGGUGCAAGUUGGAAAGAAAUUCAGCUACCGUUUACAUGGGACUGGAAAGUUUGGUCUCAUUGUUUUCGACGUUGUCACGCAUUUUAUCGCAGACUCUUUUAUUGGGCUUCCCGUAGAAGGCUGGGCUAAGAAGUACAUUGUAGUCGCCUCAUGGCAAAAUCCAACUUUUCAAGUUUUAACUACAGAAGAAAAUGAAAUUACAAUCAAACUAAAAAUGACUGGCUUCAAUUUUACUUACGUGGAUGUAACUUAUUUUAGUGGUAGUACAUUACGAGUUACUUUAAAAAAAUUUGAAGCCUUCGGCAUGGCAUUUUGCUGUGAAUAUUGCCGAGACGACAGAACCCUAACAGGGACAACAGUUGAAGGAGUAAAGUCGAUAGGUUUGAUCAGUGGCGACUGCCUGGCCAAAACCAGCAUCCUCAGUUGUGAACAUAUGUUACCCCAUACUUGGGAAUAUGGUGCCAGAGAUUUGUACCUAGAGAUGUUGACCCCCGUGGUAUCCUAUGGCAAGGAGUUUAUUACGCUAGUGGUUACCCGGAUGGUGCAGGGUUUCAACAUGGUCAUCUCAUCAGAGGACUCCACAACUAUCACAAUCUCUGAGGGUGGUGGCUCCAAAUAUCCCCCUGUCUUCCUGGCCAAAGCUGGGGAUUCUGCUGUUCUCCCCUUUCAAGAUGCACGAGCCUUCAGAAGCGAUAAGCCCAUCCAGGCUUUCUACUAUCAAUCGAGCCCUUGCGUGUAUCGCGAUAUAAUACAACACACAACAGAACCUGAGGGGGACGGCUCCUUAAGUAUUCUGGUUGCUACCAAUUUGUUUUAUGACGGAUAUAUAUGGAGCACACCCUUUUCAAGAAUAACGACACCCCACAAUUUCUUUGUUGCUGUUGUAAAAGCUGCAGAAUUACAAUUUUUAAGGUUGGAUCACCACGAGUUAAAUGAGACGACCAUCACCCCUGUCCACGGCGCUGAUUACGUCGUGGUCAACAGGAACAUCACCCAAGGCUCACACAAUCUGUACGGAGUGAAAACCGUCUAUUUUGGCUGUUACAUUUACGGACUGGCUAAGUACUACAGCUACACGAACCCUGCGGGGUACAUUUCGGCGGAGAUCAACAAGAAAUGCGUACCGAAUUUUGAAAUGCAACCAGGGGACUUAAUCGACAACGACUGUGACGGGUCAAUAGAUGAAGAGGUUGUCAACGGUCGAGAUGAUGACAACGACAAACGGAUAGAUGAGGACGUGGGUAAACCACCUAGAACUGACGGACAAUGGAGUCACUGGAGUGAGUGGGAGUGUGUACUGGAGUGUGGCAAAUACGGACACACACGCAGAAGGGCAUGCGACAACCCACCUCCUGUGAGCGACGGCGACAAUUGCGAGGGCGAAUCUUUCCUUCGCAAAGAUUCCAACUGCGGCAAGAAUCUCACCUGCCCAUCAGACUGUGGCUUUAAUCGUUGGUACUUUGGCUGCGCGAGGUCGUGUGAGAACUGUGAUGGGGACUGUGACAAGUUUACCGGGACCUGUGCCAAGUGUAAGACGGGAUAUGGAUCGCCAGAACUCUCGUGCAGCCAGUUUUGCCCAGCAUACACAUUUGGCGCCAACUGUUUGGGGAGGUGCAUGGAAAAAUGUGGGACUGAAUGUUUGGAUAAAUUUGAAGGAACUUGCCCACCCAGCGAAGUCAAUAACAGAAAGUAUCUAUGGUGGCUGACGUUACUCAUUCCGAUUGUCGGAUUUUUCCUGUUUAUCGCAAGUAUACGGCACAUAGACACAAUCUGUGAGGAAGAAGAAGGCUACUACACGUUUGACACCACUAAGGCAGCAGCGCCCACCGUUGAGCUCCGCUUGGUCGACACCACUGAGGCAGCUUCGCCUACCAUUGAGCUCCAUAUGUAACUGUUGAGUUCCAUCAUCUCACAAGACAACAUACAGUCACUAAAGACAUCGAAAAGCUACACUGGAUUUCGUUUUAUAAGUCUAUGUCAUUAUGUAUAUACAUAUAUAAAAAUUAUAUAUAUAUAUAUAAAUACAUAGAUAUAUAUGUAGUUAUAUGUAUAUACUUUAAUUCAAAUUAUUUUUUUAUAUACAGUUACUUCUACCUUGUGU
This is a messenger RNA of Physella acuta, 2549 nucleotides long. RefSeq lists its product as uncharacterized. The record is from RefSeq and is a predicted model, not a curated record. Lineage: Eukaryota; Metazoa; Mollusca; Gastropoda; Physidae.